AUGAGUUAAUUUAUAACAAAUAAUUAUUUCUAACACUUCCUUAAAAAUGAUUCUAAUCGAAGGGUUAAAACACUCAAUUCUAUCAGUGAUUCAUGCUAAUCUAAAAUUAAGAAAGUUAUAAUUCCUAAAAAUAUAAGUAUUGACAAAGAGACCUUGUAUGAAUAAUUGUAUUUAGAAAAGCUCAGAUCUAAAAAAUUAUCAGUUGAUAAUCAAUCAUUAAUAGGAGCACUAUCGAAGAUUGAAAAUAAUUUCAAUUAAAUGGAUUAAAAUGAUUAAAAAAAGAUGCUCUCAUAAAGUUUUCUAAAAAUAAAAUAACAAGAUUUAGAAAUUUAAACACUUAAAGAAAGCCUCUAAUACAAAAUAUAGGUAGAACUGAAAAAAUAGAUCCAAGAAUUAUAAACUGAAUUACUCAAAUACUAAAUUUCUUCUAAGUUUGAAGGAGAUUAGUGUUAGUUAAUCGAAGACAAUGUUAAUUUAUUGAAUUAAAUUGAAUCUUAAAAAUAAUAUAUUAUUGAUUUAGAAAAGACUCGCUCUGAAUACAUUCUCAUAAGAUCAAAAUUUAAUUAAUUAUAGUAAAUUUUAAAACUUAAGGAAUAAUAAAUAUAAAAAUUCAGAGAUAGAGAUCCACUUUCAGAAAUGAACCUUUUGAGAAAUCCUACUUAAAAAGAAAAGUUAUUGAUGGAUGAACUUACCAUGAAAAAAGAUGAAAUUCAGCUUCUUAAUUAUAAGUUGAAUUAGAGUCAAUCUAUAAUUUAGGAAACAUAAAAUACUUUGACUUAAUUAGAUCAAGAAUCAAAACAUAAGAUAUAGUAUUUAGAAACCGAAAAAAAAAUUUUAAUUGAAAGGUUGGAAAAAAUUCAAUAAGAUUACUAUGCUCUAUUGGAAAAGCAAAAAUAAAUUGAUAAGUAAAAAUUGAUUACAUUUUUUUAGAUAUCUAUCUUAAUUUUAGAAAAAAAAAAUAUAAACUUCACCUUUUAUUUUUGAAGAUUCCCUUUUUCAAUCUGCAACCUAACUCCCAUUAUCUCCUACAGUAUCUCCUAAUGACUAAUUAAUUGUGAAAUAAGUAAGGAAAUAAUAAAUAGAAUAAGUUGUUCUUGAACUUAAAUUAACUUUAAGAAAAAAAAAAGUGACUAUAUAAGAAGCUGAAAAUGUAUUAUAUUCAUAAUUUAUAUAGGUCUUAUUUUCUGAUGAGAAUGAAAUAUCUGUGAAUGAAAUUGAAAAAAAGUUAAAGGAUAAUCCAUUUUCCAUCAAAAGCAGUACUUUAUUAGCUAGAUAUCUAAUUGAGGAUUAUUCUGAGAAGUAAUUAUUAUUUUAAUAUUAUUUAGAGAAUUCGUAUAUGAUCCUGAUUUAAAAGCUCCUUAAGCACAUGUAAGAAGCGUUUUUAAAAAUUUGCUUUAAAAUUACAAAUUAAUUUUCGAAGAUUAAGUGAUAGAGACAGUGAAAAUUUUAAUAAAACAAUAUUUAUUGGAAUUUUGUUAAAAGAAAUCGUUAUCAAUAAUAAAAUUGGAGAACAUAAUUGAUUGUUUUCAGUUCUCUGAAAUAUAAUGGAAUGGAAAACAUUCUGAUUAUCUUUAACAAGAAUAUUAUAAUAAGUAUAAUAUAUUCUAAGAAUUUGAAAUAAGUAAAUUAUUAAAGUUGUUUGAUGAAGAAUGA
Messenger RNA from Paramecium sonneborni, 1653 nucleotides. The record is from the annotation of a GenBank genome assembly. Lineage: Eukaryota; Ciliophora; Oligohymenophorea; Peniculida; Parameciidae.